AUGGCAACGUUGAUCGCUCUUCUACCCCUCCUGAAUUUUUUCGAUCCACGAACCAGUUAAAAUGCGCGUUGCCUCGCGGAUUUCGUAUAACUGUCAGUAACGGUGAAAAUAACGUGAAUUAUUAAUCGAUCGUGAUGGACACAAAGAAGCUACAGCAGUUUAUGGAGCUGGUAGGCCGGUUGAAACAUAUGAAAAGAACAGGAUGGGUGAAGCGAGAUGUACCUGAUUCUGAAACAAUUGCUGGACACAUGUAUCGAAUGGCAAUGCUAUCAUUCCUAGUGGAUGGAAAAGAAAAUUUAGAUAAAACCAAAAUAAUGCAAAUGACAUUAAUUCAUGAUUUAGCCGAAUGUAUCGUGGGAGAUAUAACUCCUUACUGUGGUAUUCCACCAGAUGAGAAACACAGAUUGGAAGAUGAAGCUAUGGAAGACAUUUGUAAAUUGCUAGAUGAUAAAGGACCUGAAAUAUUGCAAAUAUUUCGUGAAUAUGAGAAGCAAGAAACCCCGGAAGCACAGUAUGUGAAAGAUUUAGAUAGAUUGGACUUGAUGAUGCAAGCGUUCGAGUAUGAGAAGAGAGACAAUAUCUUGGGGAAAUUGGAAGAAUUCUUUGUCGCGACAAAUGGAAAGAUUAAACAUCCCUUUAUCAAUAAACUUGCAAGUGAUAUAGCCUCCGAGAGAAAAGCUUUGCUGAGUGAUUCAGACAUUGCGAAAUAACAAAGGUGCUGCUUUAGGCGAAAAUCUGGAAGGCGAAAAUCUGGAAGAGCAAGUUUCCAAAUAACUUAAAUGAUAUUUUGAACAUUAAGUUGGAGCAUGCAGUAUUAUUCCAGAACAACUAUGACGGCGGUUAUAUUAAAUAUAUUUCUAGUAAAAGAAAUUUGUGCAUUGCGGUCUCGCGAUUUAACAAUUAUUUCUUUGAUUGCUGAAGUUAUUUGAACAGUUCGCACGCGUGUUGCACAGUAGAUUUUAUCUAAAGUAAUAUUUAUUUAUGUAUUUUCUUAUAUAUAUAUUUUACAUUUUGACAUCA
Molecule: messenger RNA, 1020 nt
Organism: Odontomachus brunneus
Lineage: Eukaryota; Metazoa; Arthropoda; Insecta; Hymenoptera; Formicidae
Product: HD domain-containing protein 2
Exons: 4
Coding region: 135-710 (191 amino acids)
Cellular component (GO): cytoplasm
Molecular function (GO): 5'-deoxynucleotidase activity
Source: RefSeq, a predicted model, not a curated record